CUGCGGAUAGAUGGGGGCUCGUCUGAGAUGGGCAGGAUCUACAGAGACCAGCAGCCCUCCAUCAAACAUGGUCAGAACCGAGCGGUACGCAACGCACUGGAGGGAGGACUGGACAUCGAUACCCUGCCCGACAACAUAACCCAUGUGGUGGAGGACUCUCAGAGGUACUACAGGUGGAGGAGUUACGGGCCAGGGGACAGACGGAUGGAGGAACUCUGGGUAGACCUAAGCUCUGUGCAACAGAGCGAAGUCAGAGUGCACGGCAUCCUGUCCAACACACACCGGCAGGCAGCGCGUGUGGCUCUCUCCUUUGACUUCCCCUUCUAUGGACACUACCUGAGACAAAUCACCAUAGCAACAGGAGGGUUCAUCUUCACGGGGGAGAUCACUCAUCGCAUGCUGACAGCCACACAGUACAUCGCCCCCCUCAUGGCCAACUUUGACCCCAGUUUUUCAAAAAACUCAACAGUGCGGUACAUGGACAAUGGGGAGGUGUUUGUGGUGCAAUGGGACAAGGUGCGGCUUCAGGGGCGCGAGGCAGAGGGAACCUUCACCUUCCAGGCUGCUCUCCAUAACAAUGGAACGAUCGCGUUCAACUACAGAGAGGUUCCUUUGCCAGUAGAGAAGAUCAACUCCACUGAACACCCAGUGAAGGUGGGCCUGUCUGACGCGUUCAUGGCCCUCCUCCCCUCUCCACAGUCCUCAGACGCAAGACGGCGGACCAUCUAUGAGUACCAUAGAGUAGAGAUUGACACCACCAAGAUCAUCAAUCACUCUGCCUUUGAGUUCACUCCAUUGCCCACAUGUCUCCAACACACCACCUGUGAACUCUGUCUCAUAUCCAACCUGACAAAUGGCUGUGGUUGGUGCAACACACUGCAAAGAUGCUCCGAUGGAAUUGAUCGUCACAGACAGGAGUGGCUCGACUACAACUGUCCUGAAGAGGCAAAAGAGGGCACUUGUGAGGACUACACUCAGGGUGGCCCUGAGGGUUCCACGGGGUCCUUCAACCACUCGGCCCCAGAGCCCACGCCCUCCCCUGCAGUGCUCUCAGAUAUCCCCGUCACUGAGGACUUGCAAACAGGUCCUCCGCACCAGGAACGGACAGAGCACACUGCGAUUAUUGCAGGUGUGGUGGCAGCCCUCAUUCUGCUGGUAGCCUUAACCCUUUUGGCUGUCUACUAUAUCAACACACACCCCACUGUUGCUCCUCCAUUCUACCUCAUGCAGCGACACACCAAUAACUACUGGCCAUCUAUGAAGUUCCGCAACCAGAGCUGUCACUCCACCUAUGCUGAGGUGGAGCUUGGGGGUCACGAUAAGGAGGGCUUCAUUGAGGCCGAACAGUGCUGCUAA
Molecule: messenger RNA, 1356 nt
Organism: Salvelinus namaycush (lake trout)
Lineage: Eukaryota; Metazoa; Chordata; Actinopteri; Salmoniformes; Salmonidae
Gene: plxdc1
Product: plexin domain containing 1
Exons: 12
Coding region: 28-1356 (442 amino acids)
Source: RefSeq, a predicted model, not a curated record